Glarea lozoyensis ATCC 20868 is the source of this 1719-nucleotide messenger RNA. RefSeq lists its product as uncharacterized. The transcript has 2 exons. The record is from RefSeq and is a predicted model, not a curated record. The coding region runs from base 1 to 1719 and encodes 572 amino acids. NCBI's taxonomy places the organism in Eukaryota, Fungi, Ascomycota, Leotiomycetes, Helotiales, Helotiaceae.
AUGCUGCCCAUCGAUGACCGCAAUUUAUUCCAUCUUCGACCUGUAUAUCGACUCUUCGAGAAGAACUUAGCAAUCACCAAGAUGAAUCGAUAUGGCAACGUCAUGGAAAGAAUGCCACGCGUGCAAAGCGAGGGUAAUCAACGACGAGCUCUAAGGUCUAAUACAAGACAUGUAUCUCCACCUCCCAGGAUCAUCACCAAUAAAUUGAAUGAGGCAGAACUCCCUCUCACUGCGAAAACCUUACGAGCUCAGCAUGACGCAAAUCGCAUAAGACGACGCGCAGACAGAGAGUACAUUGAAAGAACAGAGCCGGUAAAAAGUCUGCCUGCCAUACCCCCGAAGAAGAAUUCCAAAGCCUACCACGAGUGCGAGACUACGGACGACUACUAUCCUCCGAGAGAUUCUUCUAGGAGUACGAUUGAGAAUGAAGACUUACGUGACAUGUCAGAUUUCGUGGGGGGUCACAUCGGUAGUAAGAACGAAUGGAAACUCGUUCAGAAGAAUCUCUUGCCCCUAGUCGAGCAGCUUGUUAAAACAAACAAUCAACUUUGUCAUAUCCUGAUGAGAGGAUUAUCACUCGAUCAAAAGCCUCAUUCAAAAAGAAAGACCAGGGAAGAUACUCCAAUACAGGAUGCAUUUAGCAUCGAUGUAGAAAAGGGAAUUGAACUAGAGACCAUGGUGCACUCGCCGGAAAUUUUGUGUGGCAAACACCAAGACGACUUUAUCCGUUACGCGGAGGAAGACUAUGCUCAGUCGAUGAAGAUGGCUAACAAACAUCCAGAAACACCUGACGUCCAAAACUUUUCUCCUCCAGGAUGUCAAUGGUUGGUGCCCUAUGGAACUUUUUUCGGUCACAGCACUCACCAACUUCCUCGAGGUGUGGGGGACAGAAACAAAAGAGAUUUAGUUGAGAGUCGAAAUGACGGUGAUGCCAAAACGAUCUUAACCGAGAUAACAGAACGUACCCAGCGAACAGACAGAGGGUCAUAUUUCUACAGUACAAUGUUUCAUUCUUCUGAUUAUCUUGCACAGAUUGACUUUGAGGAUGUCUAUAAUCGCAACUCCACUGCUAUGGGACUCUUUACCACAGCAACACUACGCCUACAAGACCUACACGCCAAUCUAUACUGCCAACGUUUUGAUUGUAAUGACCAUCACGAAGAAUUGCCUAACCGCACUCGUACUUCAGAUCUCACACACAUAGAGGAAGUUUUUGCUUCAUAUCGAUGGCUCUUCUCAAUGAGUUCAUCGGAAGCAUUUGAGGAACUGUGUGACAUGCCAUUGCCAUGGUGGCUAGUUCCACUAGAAGAACACAAUCCAAUCCUUCCUUGGCACCGGUCUGGUACAUGGAUCAGAGAUCAGGCUGCUGUGAAUAGAACAAAGUCGAAAUGGGAAAAUAUCAGUUCUAAGGUAGCCAAGUAUUUUGCACAACAACGGAAAGCACGUGGUGAAAGAAAAACCGUCCGUUCACUUCUUAAGACUACCGAUGACCGGAGAUGUGAAUUGCCAAUAGACUGCAGACACUUGCUCGAAUUUCUGACCGAGGAUGAGGAAUAUGACCAAUCCGAUAAAAGCUUGCCAUUUUCGCGGUUCCCCAAGCUCCAACCACGUUUGGAACAUUUGAUGGGAUAUAUGGAGAAGCAAAAACCACGAGGCUUUGCUGCUCUUGGCGUGAUAAACGGGACUCCAAUACCUGGUACACCUUUUGGGCAGCGGUGA